AUGGCCGACCCCACCAACGACCCCGAAAUCUCAUUCACCCAAAUCGACGUCGAUGUCGACAUCCAAGAAAUUCUUCUUGCAGCUUCUCAACAUGAUAUAUCCACUCUCCGGCGCCUAGUGCGCACACAAUCCGCGCUCCCAAACGCCGCGAAUGUCAAAGAUCCAGAGACCGGCUACUCGCCCCUCCAUUCCGCUAUCGCAGCCUGCGAGCCCGAGGAGGCCGAAGAACAGGCGAAUGGCGUGAACGGCGCUCACGAAGACGAGCAUACGAAGCUGUUGAAGUCUGGUGUUGAGACUGUCAAGUUUCUUUUGCAGGAAGGUGCUAUCUGGAACGAUCUCGAUAACAACGAUGAGACGCCCGGCUGCAUUGCACGGAGAAUCAAGGCACCGGAGCUGUAUGAGCUUGUAGUCGAUGCUGGUGUACGGGCAGAGAUGCUGCUGAGCCGAUUGGAGGGGUAUGAGGAAUUGUCUGAUGGUGAUGACGAGGACGAGGAGGAAGAUGCCGAGAACGUCCAGGCCGAAGUUGAAGACGAGGCUGCUCCCGAACUCGUCGAUGCCUCUGAGGCAAAUGUUGCAGAAAUCACAUCGACUGGCGAGAGAACAGGGCUUGCCAACCCCGAAGUCUCAAACCCGGGCUACCUCAACUCUUCGCUCAACAUUACCAACGAACGGAUCCUCGACGCAGACCAAAACGGUGUCAUGAUGAGCUGGGAAAGUUCAAUCAUGAAGAACUCGGCACAGAAACUGCUUCCACGGCCAGGUAUGAAGGUCCUCAACGUUGGACACGGCAUGGGUAUCGUGGAUGGAUUUUUCCAGGAGCAGAGCCCUGCUUCGCACCAUAUUAUUGAGGCCCACCCCGAUGUUGUUGCGGAGAUGAAGCGACGCGGAUGGGAUUCCAAGCCUGGUGUCGUGAUUCAUGAGGGCCGAUGGCAGGAUAUCAUGCCUGACCUUGUGGGCGCGGGCGAGACUUUUGACGCUAUUUACUACGAUACAUUUGCGGAGUCUUACAAUGAUUUCCGGGAGUUCUUCUCGGAGCAGGUUAUUGGAUUGUUGGAGCAGGAAGGAAAGUGGGGAUUCUUCAAUGGUAUGGGAGCUGAUCGACAGAUUUCGUACGAUGUCUAUCAGAAAGUCGCAGAGAUGGAUCUCUUUGAGGCUGGCUUUGAUAUUGACUGGGAGGAUAUUCCGGUGCCCAAGCUGGGUGGUGAAUGGGAGGGUGUGAGGAGGGCUUAUUGGGUAGUGGAUAAUUACCGGUUGCCACUGUGCCGGUUUAUGGAUUAA
Molecule: messenger RNA, 1278 nt
Organism: Penicillium pulvis
Lineage: Eukaryota; Fungi; Ascomycota; Eurotiomycetes; Eurotiales; Aspergillaceae
Gene: rmt2
Product: protein-arginine N5-methyltransferase
Exons: 1
Coding region: 1-1278 (425 amino acids)
Biological process (GO): peptidyl-arginine methylation
Cellular component (GO): nucleus; cytoplasm
Molecular function (GO): protein arginine N5-methyltransferase activity
Source: RefSeq, a predicted model, not a curated record